CUCGCAUCCCUCACCAUCUGCACACCUUCGGCCUCCGACUCUCACACCGCCAGUAAAGCACCCCCUCUUUGGUCGCAUUGUCCAUACCACUCGUCCUCGACCUUCGCUAUAUCCUUGCGACUGUCUCUGCCAUCCGAAAACACCAUCUUCCCAACGGCGCGCGUCACAAAAGCUUCCGGCGCAUCCUGACCGUCUGCCCACGUCACUGCCAGCGCUUUGGCCCAUUGGCGCCGUACCCUCGCCCGCCAUGUUACUUCCAUCUGCGUUCUCCUGCGAUGGAGGACACUCGACCGAGUCGAGAGCCCAGCGACCCAUGUUGCCCUCCUUCGCUGCAUACCAACCACAACACUCUGUCCAAGUGCGCCCGAGCCCACUGUCCUCCAGUUGUCGCGCCCUGCACGCAAUCCUAGGCGCCCCUUUGACGAUAGAACGGUCCACUCCGCCUCCUCCACCACCUCAAUCGCAUGAUCCUUUCCGAAUAUCGCAUGAAGCAAACGCAUCGAAACAGACACUACCACAACAACCACCGCGCAGAAGCACACACAAGAGACGGCGCAGCGACUUCGAGGCCGACCUCAUCCCAUCGGCAAUGUCAGAUACAAUGAUGGAAGACUGCCCACAGACCCCUCAGCCAGUCCGAACGCCCAAGAGACGGAGAAAGGUGCCAUUGUCAAUACCCAUGGGUCUUUCGGCCGACGACUUCCGCGCCCUAGACACUCCGUCUGAAGAGAAAGAGGACCUUGACCUCGACAUGCCCAUCAUGAGUCCCUUUGUGAGCAACACGCAUUCAGAUCAAGACUCUGCAUACGGAUCAUCGCCGUCAAUAGACGAUUCGGACUGGACCAUCGACGACGAUAGAAUGCUUGUCGAGACUGUCCUCGAGAAACUAAAACUCUCCAAGCGAGACUGGAAUGAUUGUGCAAGAAAAUUGGGAAAGGACAAAGACAGCCUGGGCAGGCGAUGGAGUCUUCUCGUAGGAGAAGGUAACGUCGGUCUGAGAAGAGGAGGGAGGAUUUCAAGAACAGACUUGGACAUUCCGUCUUGGUAGCCUUGUUCCUACCACCCAGUUCUUGAUUUGUAUAAGUACAUUUAUCAUCUUGUUUCUCGCCCGCUCCAGCGAGUCGGCCAUUCAUAGAUACCCUCAUAUCAUGCAAUUUAUGUC
Messenger RNA from Exophiala xenobiotica, 1162 nucleotides. RefSeq lists its product as uncharacterized. Bases 248 to 1048 code for a protein of 266 amino acids. NCBI's taxonomy places the organism in Eukaryota, Fungi, Ascomycota, Eurotiomycetes, Chaetothyriales, Herpotrichiellaceae. The transcript has a single exon. The record is from RefSeq and is a predicted model, not a curated record.